This is a messenger RNA of Theileria parva strain Muguga, 1632 nucleotides long. RefSeq lists its product as uncharacterized. The record is from RefSeq and is a predicted model, not a curated record. The coding region runs from base 1 to 1632 and encodes 543 amino acids. NCBI's taxonomy places the organism in Eukaryota, Apicomplexa, Aconoidasida, Piroplasmida, Theileriidae. The transcript is spliced from 2 exons.
AUGUUGAGAUUACCUAAUUCAAUUGGAAGUAAAUUAAUAAAUCCAAAUUUUAAUUAUAAUAUUUCGCGAAUUAGUUGUUUUAAUAUUUUGAGAAUUAAUUACUUUAGUACAAAUGUAUUUAAUGACAAAACUGUUGAUUUUCAAAAUUUACCAUUUAACGAGAAAUUUGUAAAUAAUUUAAAAUCGCUUGGAAUUGACAAUUUAAAACUUUUUCAAUACUACACUUUUAAACUUUUAACAGAUAAAUUAGCCUUUUUACCAUUUAAUUCCCUAAUAAAUUCCCGAAUUAAUAAUGAGGAAAGGUUAAAAAUAGUAUUAUAUAAUGAUUUAAAUACUGGUAAGACUAUUGGUACUUUAUUACCAUUUUUAUAUCGCUUUUCUACAGCACACUCAAACUACAAUGAAACUACUGUAAAUGGUUUCGAUAGAAAACUUUUAAUAAUUUGUAAUAAUAAUAAUGAAGUGAAAAAAUUAAUAAAUUUCAUAAUUAGUGUUGAUUCGAGUCUUAACAUAGCUCAAUUAACUGGUUAUAACAUUGAUAAUGGUGUUAAAGCUGCUUUUGUUUUAGUGUUGGAUAAACAUUUAAUACAAAUUCGUGAAUCUGUUUUAAGGUCCCAUGACUUUGAAUUUGUUCUUUUUACUAAUUUUACAGAAACUAUUAACUGUAAUAAUGUUGGAAAACUUUUAAAACUUUUUAAUAACUCCAAUGUUAUUUGUUUAAUUAACUCACUCGAUGGAUUGAGAACUUUUUCUAACAAAUAUCUACAAAACUUUUCACUCUACAAUUUUGUUCAAGGAACGAGGGAAAGGUUAAUUGGUGAUAAAAGAACAGAUUUGUUAAAACUGGAAAUUGAUUUAAAUAGAACAAUUCCAAUUACCGAUGAAAAAACAGAAAACACCAAUAAUAAUAACGUGGUAAAGGGUGAUGUGGUAGAGAGUUGUUUGUGUAAAGUAUUAAAGAAUAGGAAUAAACUUGGCGUGAUCAGGAAUUUAAUCUAUUGUAAUUACAAUUUACCAACCUUUUUACCGUUAAACUUACUACAAAAGUUAACUACAGUCAAGUUCCGGAACAAUUGCUUAAUAUUUACAAAUAGGAAAAACCUGAGCAAAAUGGCUGAGAUUGAACCCUUCAAAUCAUUAUCAGUGCAAUUACAAAACUGUGUAAAUUCUUACGAAAGAGCUGAAAAACUAAAUUUAUUCAACUCACUCAACAAACCACUACUUUUAACCACUCAGCUACUAAACUAUAAUUUAUCCCUAAAAAAUGUUAAUUUAGUCAUAUUUCACACCUUUCCGAGGGAGGAUUUUUAUAAACAUUUACUCAACAAUUUGAGUAAUAAUAGUAAAAUAAUAAUAUUGUACAAUAAAAUGGAGUAUGGUAAACUUAUUGAAGUGGUAAAGAAGGUAACAAAAAAUGUUAAAGUUCAAACAAUUCCUUCAAAUCAAUUUAUAUUAAAUUAUAACCUUAAAAUUCUGAAUAAACUAGUAAAUAAUGUAAUAAAUGAGAAAAGGGAAGAGUUGGUUCCGUAUUUAAGAAAAUCGGAAGAAUUAAUCAAGAAAUAUAAUAAUUCAAUAAUUAAUUACUCGGUUAAUUUAUUAAUAAAUGAUAAUGUUAAUAAUUUUAAAAAUUAA